UCUGCCCGGCUCGGUACUCGCGGCCGGAAGGGAGGGGGCGGAGCCUGUGUCGCGGGAACUCGCUCCCGAAGUCUCGCGGGAUCCCGUCGCGAGCGGCAGGCAGGGAUUUCUCGCGGGAUCUGCCUGCUGGGCUGAGGCUCGGGGGCUGCUGUUAAGAUGGCGGCGGCGGGAGGCGACUGGGCCUGGCACUGACCCCGCGCCCGGAGCAGGCCCUCAGUAAGUCUGGUGGAAGUGGAUCAGAGUGACCGCGAAAACUGGAAGGUGUUUCCCUUGGCCGGCUGGGGCGAAGUGUGAGUGCCGGAUUAGUGAUUCGGAUAGCAGACCGGGCCGAGCAUGGACUGGCUGUGAUUCCAGGAUCAGAACGUUGAAAAGAAUAAAAAAUGAAAGUGGACCGAACGAAACUGAAGAAAACCCCCACGGAGGCUCCUGCCGACUGCAGGGCCUUGAUUGACAAGCUCAAAGUCUGCAACGAUGAGCAGCUGCUGCUGGAACUGCAGCAGAUCAAGACAUGGAACAUCGGGAAGUGCGAGCUGUACCACUGGGUGGAUCUCCUGGACCGCUUUGAUGGCAUCCUGGCCGAUGCCGGGCAGACGGUGGAGAACAUGCUGUGGAUGCUGGUGUGCGACCGGCCAGAGCGGGAGCAGCUCAAGGCCCUGCUGCUGGCCGUGCUCAACUUCACUGCCCUGCUCAUAGAGUACAGCUUCUCCCGGCACCUCUACAGCUCCAUCGAGCACCUGACCACGUUGCUGGCUUCCUCGGACAUGCAGGUGGUGCUGGCCGUGCUGAACCUGCUCUACGUCUUCAGCAAACGCUCCAACUACAUCACGCGCCUGGGCUCCGACAAGCGGGCGCCCCUGCUGUCCCGGCUGCAGCACCUGGCCGAGAGCUGGGGGGGCAAGGAAAACGGCUUUGGACUGGCCGGGUGUUGUAGAGACUUGCACAUGGUGAAAUACCCACCUAGUGCCACCACGCUGCACUUUGAGUUCUAUGCAGAUCUGGGCACCGAGGUCAAAGUGGAUAAAAGGACGACCAGCAACACGCUGCAUUACAUCCACAUAGAACAACUGGACAAGAUUUCAGAAAGUCCCUCCGAGAUCAUGGAAUCCCUCACCAAGAUGUACAACAUCCCUAAGGACAAGCAGAUGCUGCUCUUCACACACAUCCGCCUGGCGCAUGGCUUCUCCAACCACAGAAAGCGGCUGCAGGCUGUCCAGGCCCGGCUGCAUGCUAUCUCCAUACUAGUGUACUCCAAUGCCCUUCAGGAGUCAGCCAGCAGCAUCCUGUACAACGGGCUGAUAGAGGAGCUGGUGGACGUGCUGCAGAUAACGGACAAACAGCUCAUGGACAUCAAGGCAGCCUCCUUGAGAACCCUCACUUCCAUCGUGCACUUGGAGCGGACCCCGAAACUCAGCAGCAUCAUCGACUGCACGGGAACUGCCUCCUACCAUGGCUUCCUGCCGGUCCUGGUGCGCAACUGCAUCCAGGCCAUGAUCGACCCGACCAUGGAGCCGUACCCUCACCAGUUUGCCACAGCCCUCUUCUCCUUCCUCUACCACCUGGCCAGCUACGACGCGGGCGGGGAAGCGCUGGUCUCCUGCGGCAUGAUGGAGGCCUUACUGAAGGUGAUCAAGUUCCUGGGGGAUGAACAGGACCAGAUCACCUUCGUGACCCGGGCGGUCCGCGUGGUGGAUCUCAUCACCAACCUGGACAUGGCGGCCUUCCAGUCCCACAGUGGCCUCUCCAUCUUCAUCUACCGGCUAGAGCAUGAGGUAGACCUGUGCCGCCGGGAGUGCCCCUUCGUCAUAAAGCCAAAGAUCCAGAGGCCACCCACCGCCCCCCUCCAGGAAGGGGAGGAGAUGGAGACGGACAUGGAAGUAUCGGACGUGGCCAUGGAGAGCAGCCCGGGCCCCUCGACCUCAGCGGAGCCCCGGCCGGAAGUGGCAGCAGUGGUGGUGGCGGAAGCGAGGACGCCAAGCGCCGUUGCCCCCAGCUGCAGCACCAGUGGCACGACCAGUGCCAUUGUCGCCCCCCGGAGCGGCGUGCAGUGUAUCCCGCAGCGAGCCGCCCUGCUCAAAUCCAUGCUCAACUUCCUAAAGAAAGCCAUCCAGGACCCCGCCUUCUCGGACGGCAUUCGCCACGUGAUGGAUGGCUCCUUGCCUACCUCUCUGAAGCACGUCAUCAGCAACGCAGAGUACUACGGCCCGUCUCUCUUCCUGCUCGCCACCGAAGUGGUGACAGUCUUCGUGUUCCAGGAGCCCUCCCUGCUCUCCUCGCUGCAGGACAACGGGCUGACAGACGUCAUGCUACACGCCCUCCUCAUCAAAGACGUGAGCCCGGCGACACGGGAAGUCCUGGCCUCUCCCAACGUGUUCAGCGCCCUGUGUGGUGGACGAGUCAAAAUGAGGCAACAAGCCAACGUCAGACGGACUGCCACCACCACCAUCUUCUCCCCACCGCAGCUGCUGGAGGAGAUCUGCAACCUGGGCCGGGACCCCAAGUACAUCUGCCAGAAGCCCUCCAUCCAGAAGGCCGACGGCACAGCCACAGCCCCGCCGCCCCGCUCCACCCAUGCAGCUGAGGAGGCCUCCAGCGAAGACGAGGAGGAGGAGGAGGUGCAGGCCAUGCAGAGCUUCAGUGCCACCCAGCAGAGCGAGGCGGAGCCCAGCCAGCAGGUGGUUGGAACGGAGGAGCGAAUCCCCAUCCCCCUCAUGGACUAUAUCCUCAACGUGAUGAAAUUUGUGGAGUCCAUCCUCAGCAACAACACCACAGAUGACCACUGUCAGGAGUUCGUCAGCCAGAAGGGGCUGCUGCCCCUGGUCACCAUCCUGGGCCUGCCCAACCUGCCCAUUGACUUCCCCACCUCGGCUGCCUGCCAGGCCGUGGCGGGCGUCUGCAAAUCCAUCUUGACGCUCUCCCACGAGCCCAAGGUGCUGCAGGAGGGGCUGCUGCAGCUUGACUCAAUCCUCUCUUCCCUGGAGCCCCUGCACCGGCCCAUUGAGGCUCCGGGUGGCUCCGUGCUGCUGCGGGAGCUGGCCUGCGCGGGCAACGUAGCUGACGCCACCCUUUCGGCCCAGGCCACGCCGCUGCUCCACGCACUGACAGCUGCCCACGCCUACAUCAUGAUGUUCGUCCACACCUGCCGGGUGGGCCAGAGCGAGAUCCGGGCCAUCUCGGUGAACCAGUGGGGCUCCCACCUGGGCCUGAGCGUUCUCAGCAAGCUGAGUCAGCUGUACUGCUCCCUGGUGUGGGAGAGCACAGUCCUGCUGUCCCUCUGCACUCCCAACAGCUUGCCGACAGGCUGUGAGUUCGGCCAGGCCGACAUGCAGAAGCUGGUGCCCAAGGAGGAGAAAGCGGCACCCAACGCCCCCCAGGGAGCCAAGAAAGCAGAAGGUGAAGUGGAGGCAGUCACAGGGGGGAGUGUGGAGCCCCCGGCCCAGGGCCUACUGGAGGGGAUCGGCCUGGACGGAGACACGCUGGCCCCCAUGGAGACGGACGAGCCCAGCACUGCCGACGCCAAGGGCAAGGCCAAGAUCACACCAGCCAUGGCGGCCAGGAUCAAGCAGAUCAAACCCCUCCUGUCGGCCUCGUCCCGGCUGGGCCGCGCUCUGGCCGAGCUGUUUGGGCUGCUGGUGAAGCUGUGCGUGGGCUCCCCGGUGCGCCAGAGACGGAGCCACCACGCUGCCAGCACCACCACCGCCCCCACGCCGGCCGCCCGGUCCACUGCCUCAGCUCUCACCAAGCUGCUGACCAAGGGGCUCUCCUGGCAGCCCCCGCCCUACACCCCCACGCCGCGCUUCCGGCUGACGUUCUUCAUCUGCUCCGUGGGGUUCACGUCGCCCAUGCUGUUCGACGAGCGCAAGUACCCCUACCACCUCAUGCUGCAGAAAUUCCUCUGCUCCGGUGGCCACAACGCCCUCUUUGAGACCUUCAACUGGGCCCUCUCCAUGGGGGGCAAGGUCCCCGUGGCCGAGGGGCUGGAGCACCCAGACCUGCCGGAUGGGACGGGGGAGUUCCUGGACGCCUGGCUCAUGCUGGUGGAGAAGAUGGUGAACCCCAGCACGGUGCUGGAGUCGCCCCACGCUCUGCCCGCCAAGCUGCCGGGCGGGCAGAACUACCCGCAGUUCAGCGCCCUGCGCUUCCUGGUGGUCACCCAGAAGGCGGCCUUCACCUGCAUCAAGAACCUGUGGAACCGCAAGCCGCUGAAGGUGUAUGGGGGGCGCAUGGCAGAGUCCAUGCUGGCUAUCCUGUGCCACAUCCUGCGGGGCGAGCCCCUCAUCCGCGAACGCCUGGGCAAGGAGAAGGAGGGGGCACGUGGGGAGGAGGAGGCAGGGCAGGAGGAGGGCGGAGCCCGGCGGGAGCCCCAGGUCAACCAGCAGCAGCUGCAGCAGGGCUGGCCCAGUGGCCUCCAGCCACCUCAGAAUGAGCCCCUGGGCUCUGGUCCUCCGGCUCUUCUCCCCCCCACCCCGCCCAUGCUCUGCCCAGCAGGCCCCACUGACCCCGGCUCCCUCUGCGCUGCCAGCCUGGCUGGUGAAUUACCCGCGGCGCAGGAAGCCUGUGGGGGUAGCACAGCCUGGUGCCAACUGCCCUCUUUCUGGGGCCUGGUGUCCGGGGGCUGGUUUGUCGUCGCUUCGGGACCAUUCAAAGUGGGGCUUGUCCCUCCAGCAGGGGGUGAUGCUGUCCGGAGGGGGGCGGGGGGCUUAUCCGGUGGCCCUGCCCCACAUCUCUUGUUCCUCCUGCAGGAGCUGAAGCUGCCGUGUGCCCACGUGGUGGAGUCGAGCGGUGUCCUUAACGUACUGAUCAAGCUGCUGGAGGUGGUGCAGCCCUGCCUCCAGGCCGCCAAGGAGCAGAAGGAGGUGCAGACCCCCAAGUGGAUCACGCCAGUGCUGCUGCUCAUUGACUUCUACGAGAAGACGGCCAUCUCGUCCAAGAGACGAGCCCAGAUGAACAAGUAUCUCCAGGCCAACGGGAACAACUGGCGCUGGUUUGACGACCGCUCCGGCCGCUGGUGCAGCUACAGCGCCAGCAACAACAGCACCAUCGACACGGCCUGGAAGGCAGGCGAAACCAGCGUGCGCUUCACCGCCGGCCGCCGGCGCUACACGGUGCAGUUCACCACCAUGGUGCAGGUGAAUGAGGAGACGGGUAACCGGCGCCCGGUAAUGCUGACACUGCUGCGGGUGCCCCGGCUCGGGAAGGGAGCCAAGGAGGGCAAUGGGCAGGAGCUGGAGAAGACCCUGGAGGAGGCCAAAGAAACGGAGGGCAAAGCCAAGGAGGAGAAGGCAAAUGAGGCCCCUGCCCCCACGGAGCCCCUGGCCCCCGAGAAGGAGGUGGCCCCUGAGGAGCCGAAGGCGGCCGAGAUCCUGAUCGAGGGGCUGACGGAGGAGAUGGUGACGGUGCUGAUCCGGGCCUGCGUGAGCAUGCUGGGGGUGCCGGUGGACCCCGACACGCUGCACGCCACCCUGCGCCUCUGCCUGCGCCUGACACGCCACCACAAGUACGCCCUGAUGUUCGCUGAGCUCCGCAGCACCCGCAUGAUCCUCAGCCUGACCCAGAGCUCCGGCUUCAACGGCUUCACGCCCCUCGUCACCCUGCUCUUCCGGCACGUCAUCGAGGAGCCCUGCACCCUGCGCCACACCAUGGAGAAGGUUGUGCGCUCGGCGGCCACGAGCGGCGCGGGCAGCACCACCUCCGGGGUGGUGUCGGGCAGCUUGGGCUCCCGUGAGAUCAACUACAUCCUGCGCGUGCUGGGCCCGGCCGCCUGCCGCAACCCCGAGAUCUUCACCGAGGUGGCCAACGGCUGCAUCCGCAUCGCCCUGCCCGCACCCCGCGGCUCGGGCACCGCAUCGGACGACGAGUUCGAGAACCUGCGGAUCAAGGGCCCCAACGCGGUGCAGCUGGUGAAGACAACGCCGGUGAAGCCGUCGGCUCUGCCUGUCAUCCCCGACCCCAUCAAGGAGGUGAUCUAUGACAUGCUGAACGCGCUGGCUGCCUACCACGCCCCCGACGAAGCUGAGAAGAGCGAGGCCAAGCCGGGCUCAGCCAGCCAGGAGGUGAGCCAGCUGCUGUCGGACGUGGGCGACGACGUGUACCAGCAGUACCGCUCCCUCACCCGCCAGGGCAGUGACUUCGACUCGCAGAGCGGCUUCGCCAUCACCGCCCAGGUGUUCGGCGCAGAUGGAGCAGCCGCCGAGACGCCGCCGUCUGGGACCCCCCAGGGAGAAGCCUCUACCCCUGAGGAGUCGCGGGAGGGCCGGAAGGACAAGGAGGGAGACAAGGCGACGGAGGAGGGCAAGCAGAAGGCCAAGGGCAGCAAGCCGCUCAUGCCCACCUCCACCAUCCUGCGCCUGCUGGCCGAGCUGGUGCGCUCCUAUGUGGGCAUCGCCACGCUCAUUGCCAACUACAGCUAUACCGUGGGCCAGUCCGAGCUCAUCAAGGAGGAUUGCAGUGUGUUGGCCUUUGUCCUGGACCAUCUGCUGCCCCACACCCAGAACGCAGAGGACAAGGACACCCCCGCGCUGGCCCGUCUCUUCCUCGCCAGCCUGGCUGCAGCGGGCAGCGGCACGGAUGCCCAGGUGGCGCUGGUGAACGAGGUGAAGGCUGCAUUGGGCCGGGCGUUGGCCAUGGCAGAGAGCACGGAGAAACAUGCCAGGCUGCAGGCCGUGAUGUGCAUCAUCAGCACCAUCAUGGAGUCCUGCCCCUCCACCUCCAGCUUCUACAGCAGCGCGGCUGCCAAGACGCAGCACAACGGCAUGAACAACAUCAUCCGCCUCUUCCUCAAGAAGGGGCUGGUCAGUGACCUGGCGCGGGUCCCCCACAGCCUCGACCUCUCCAGCCCCAACAUGGCCAACACAGUGAAUGCGGCGCUGAAGCCCCUGGAGACGCUGUCGCGCAUCGUCAACCAGCCCAGCAGCCUCUUUGGCAGCAAGAGCACGGCCAGCAAGAGCAAAGCAGAGGGCGAGGCGCAGGGCGCUGCCCGCGACACCAACAGCAACCAGCAGGACGUGGGGGAACCGGGUGAGGCAGGUGCCCAGGAGGACCACGACGCGGGCCAGGCGGAGGUGGCGGACGGCGACAUCAUGGAUGGGGAGGCGGAGGGCGACACAGUGGUGAUCGCUGGGCAGCCCGAGGUGCUCAGCACUCAGGAGAUGCAGGUGGAGAACGAGCUGGAGGACCUGAUAGACGAGCUGCUGGAACGGGAUGGCGGCCCUGGGAAUGGCACCAUCAUCGUGAGCCGCAGUGGGGAGGACGAUGCCCCGGAGGACGUGCUGAUGGACGAGGCCCCCUCCAACCUGAGUCAAGGCUCCACACUCCAGGCCAACCGGGAAGACUCGAUGAACAUCCUGGACCCCGAAGACGAGGAGGAGCACACGCAGGAGGAAGACAGCAGCGGCAGUAAUGAGGACGAGGAUGACAGUCAGGAUGAGGAGGAGGAGGAAGAGGAGGAAGACGAAGAUGAUCAGGACGACGAGGAGGGCGAGGAAGGGGAGGAGGAGGAGGAGGACGACGAUGGCUCGGAGAUGGAGCUGGACGAGGAUUACCCCGACAUGAACGCCUCGCCCCUGGUGCGCUUCGAGCGCUUUGACCGCGAGGACGACCUCAUCAUCGAGUUCGACAACAUGUUCUCCAGUGCCACGGAUAUCCCCCCCUCCCCAGGAAACAUCCCGGCCACCCACCCGCUCAUGGUGCGGCACGCGGACCACGGCUCCCUGACCCUCGGCAGCGGCUCCUCCACCACUCGCCUGGCCCAGGGCAUUGGGCGGAGCCAGCGGACGCUGCGCCAGCUGACAGCCAACACGGGCCACACCAUCCACGUGCACUACCCUGGCACGCGGCAGCCCAACCCCCCCCUCAUCCUGCAGAGGUUGCUGGGUCCCUCGGCCGCGGCCGACAUCCUCCAGCUAAGCAGCAGCCUCCCGCUGCAAAGCCGGGGCCGCGCCCGCCUCCUGGUGGGGAACGACGACGUCCACAUCAUCGCCCGCUCCGACGACGAGCUGCUGGAUGACUUCUUCCACGACCAGAGCACAGCCACCAGCCAGGCAGGGACCCUCUCCAGCAUCCCCACCGCCCUGACACGCUGGACUGAGGAGUGCAAGGUGCUGGACGCGGAGAGCAUGCACGACUGCGUCUCAGUGGUGAAGGUUCCCAUCGUUAACCACCUGGAGGCGCUGCGGGACGAGGAGCUGGAGGAGCGCCGGGAGAAGCGCCGCAAGCAGCUGGCCGAGGAGGAGGCCAAAGCCACGGACAAAGCCAAGGAGGAGAAGGACGGGAAGGAGCAGAGUGCCCAGGGGGCGGUGCCCACACCUAACACCGCCAUCGAGCAGAGUCUCUCAGAUGCAGCUGGCCAGACCGACGGUUUCCCCGCCGCCCUGCCCGCUGCUGAGGGCCCCUCUGCCAGCCCCAAGCAGACGCUGGUCACCCUGGAGACCCCACAGCCGGCAGCGGCGGGUGGGGAGCUGCCCCCAGAGCUCUCCGGGCAGCCCAGCACCGAGGCCUCGCGCCAGCUGCUGGUGCCAGCCGAGCAGGAGGACUCAGGGCCGGGUAGGCCCAGUGCCGAUGCGGAGGCCACCCAGAUGGAACUGUCACCUGCCCCCACCAUCACCUCGCUGUCCCCAGAGAGGGCAGAGGACUCGGAUGCCCUGACAGCCGUUAGCAGCCAGCUGGAGGGCUCGCCCAUGGACACCUGCAGCCUGGAGGAGGGCGUCGGGGAGGGCACCAUGCCUGGCGGGGCGGAGCAGCCUCUUGCCCAUGGUGCCCCCGGGGCUGAGCCAGCCCAGCAGCGUCCCGAGGGCCAGGCCAGUGGCGACAGCCUGGCCGAUGCCAGCCAGCAAGGGGAGGACAGCUCACCCCCUGCUUCGUCCUCCGAGAGCUCCUCUACCAGGGACUCGGCCGUGGCCAUCUCCGGAGCCGACUCCCGGGGCAUCCUGGAGGAGCCACUGCCCUCCACCAGCAGCGAAGAGGAGGACCCACUAGCAGGGAUAAACCUCCCUGAGGGCGUGGACCCCUCCUUCCUGGCUGCCCUGCCAGAUGACAUCCGGCGUGAGGUGCUGCAGAACCAGUUGGGCAUCCGGCCGCCAGCUCGGCCUCCCCCCACCGCUACCACCCCCACCCCGCCUGUGGUGAGCAACCCUGGGGUGACGGAGGUCAGCCCCGAGUUCCUGGCUGCCCUGCCCCCUGCCAUCCAGGAGGAGGUGCUGGCGCAGCAGCGGGUGGAGCAGCAGCGGCGGGAGCUGGCACAGGGCAUCAGCUCGGACACACCCAUGGACCCAGUGACGUUUAUCCAGACGCUGCCCUCGGACCUGCGGCGCUCGGUGCUGGAGGACAUGGAGGACAGCGUGCUGGCCGUCAUGCCGCCCGACAUUGCCGCCGAGGCCCAGGCCCUGCGCCGCGAGCAGGAGGCCCGGCAGCGCCAGCUCAUGCAUGAGCGGCUCUUCGGGCACUCCAGCACCUCGGCCCUGUCAGCCAUCCUGCGCAGCCCAGCCCUCACACAGCCGCUGAGUGGAACCGUGGGCCAGUACACGCCCUGCUCGUGCAGAUGGGGGCACCUCCACAUGGGCGGUAGCAGCAGCCACAACAGGCCGUCGGGCAGCACGGUGGACAGCCUCCUGCGGCUGCGGGGCCGGCUCCUGCUGGACCACGAGGCGCUCUCCUGCCUGCUGGUGCUGCUCUUCGUGGACGAGCCCAAGCUGAACACCAGCCGGCUGCACCGGGUGCUGCGCAACCUCUGCUACCACGGCCAGACGCGGGGCUGGGUGAUCCGCAGCCUGCUGUCCAUCCUGCAGCGCAGCAGCGAGAGCGAGCCCUGCCUGGAGACACCCAAGGGGCCGCCGGACGAGCGGGGCAAGCGGGCCGCCAAGGCCGGGGCCCCCGAGGGCCGCCCGCUGGAGCUGCUGCACAAGAUGGAGGCCCGCAGCUCGGGCCAGCUCUCCUGGCUCUCCGUCUCCAUGGACGCUGCCCUGGGCUGCCGCACCAACAUCUUCCAGAUCCAGCGGGCCGGCGGGCGCAAGCACACUGAGAAGCACGCUGCCGGCACUCCCGCCGGCGCCGCCGUCCACAUCCACCCACAGGCCGCCCCUGUGGUCUGUCGCCAUGUGCUGGACACCCUCAUUCAGCUGGCCAAGGUGUUCCCCAGCCACUUCACGCAGCAGCGGCCCAAGGAGGCGCCCUGCGAGGGGGAGCGGGGAGCCAGGCAGUCGGGCAGCCCGGGCCAGGCCAGCGGCAUCUCCACCGACUUCUGGGACUUGCUGGUCAAACUGGACAACAUGAACGUGAGCCGCAAGGGCAAGAACUCGGUCAAGUCGGUGCCCGUGAGCGUGGGCGCUGAGGGCGAGAGCUCCCCCUACAGCCUGGAGGCCUCGCCGCUGGGCCAGCUCAUGAACAUGCUCUCGCACCCCGUCAUCCGGCGCAGCUCACUGCUGACCGAGAAGCUGCUGCGCUUGCUCUCGCUCAUCUCCAUCGCCCUGCCCGAGAACAAGGCGCCCGAGGGGCAGGGCGCUGCCCCCACCCCGACCGCGCCCUCCGCCGGGUCCACCGCCCCCACCCCUGCCCCCACUGUGCCAGCUCCCACCAAGGGCAGCAAAUCUCCGGCCAAGGCUGGCGAAGCAGGCGGUGGCGGGACAGACACCAAGAUGGUGGCGUCAGGCCUGACGGAAAACCAGCUGCAGCUGUCGGUAGAGGUGCUGACGUCUCACUCCUGCUCAGAGGAGGGACUGGAGGACGCAGCCAACGUCCUGCUCCAGCUGUCGCGGGGCGACUCGCCCACCCGGGACACGGUGCUCCGGCUCCUGCUCAGCGGUGCCCGCCAGCUCGGCUACACCCUCUGCAAGCAGAUCGGCACCUUGCUGGCGGAGCUGCGCGAGUACAACCUGGAGCAGCAGCGGCGGGCGCAGUGCGAGCUCAUCUCCCCCCCGGCAGGUAGCUCCGGUCUGGGCUCAGCUAGCAGCAUCCAGGCCGCUGUCCGGCAGCUGGAGGCUGAGGCUGACGCCAUUAUACAAAUGGUACGUGAGGGGCAGCGGGCGCGGCGGCAGCAGCAAGCAGCAACGUCCGAAUCAAGCCAGUCGGAAGGGUCUGUUCGGAGGGACGAGUCGCCCAUGGACGUCGAUCAGCCCUCGCCCGUCACGCAGGACGCCCAAUCGGUUGGUUCUGAAGGAUCCCAGCUCGGGGAGAAGGACGAGCGCCCCCCGGAUCUGCCCCUCCUUAGCGAGCAGCUGAACCUGGACGAGCUCUGGGCCAUGCUGGGCGAGUGCUUGAAGGAGCUGGAGGAGUCCCAUGACCAGCACGCUGUGCUAGUGCUGCAGCCGGCGGUGGAAGCCUUCUUCCUGGUGCACGCCACAGAGCGGGAGAGCAAGCCCCCGGUGCGGGCACACGCGCGGAGAGGCCAUUCUGGCGCCACCAUCAAGUACGAGCCCACCCCUGUCACCAGCCCAACCUCAACCCCGCACCGCCCUCCUCGCUGGACCCUUCUUCUCCUCGAGCCUCUCCAUGCACUCUCCUCCCAGCCUCCCCCCGACACCCAGAAGUUUCUGCGCUUCGCAAAGACCCACCGCCGAUUCAUGAACCGAUUCCUGCGCCAGUCCACCCAACCUGGCCGAACGGGCCCUUCGAACAGUCCUGGAUCGACUACAUCCGUAUGCUGGACUUUGACGUCACAGCAGCAAGUACUUCCGCCGGCAGUGGGCGUCUGGACGCGGGGGGCCUGCGGGGGGCUGGAUGGGGCAGAGGGUUGGGCGGCGCUGGCUGGGAAUGGAGCCCCCCAUCACUCGCUGCCCCCCCUCACCCCCCAGGUGCAGGAGUUCGGGGUGUGUGAGGUGCGGGACCUCAAGCCCAACGGGGCCAAUAUCCUGGUGACGGAGGAGAACAAGAAGGAAUACGUGCACCUGGUCUGCCAGAUGCGGAUGACGGGAGCCAUCCGCAAGCAACUGGCUGCCUUCUUGGAGGGUUUCUACGAGAUCAUCCCCAAGCGCCUCAUCUCCAUCUUCACGGAGCAGGAGCUGGAGCUUCUCAUCUCGGGGCUGCCCACCAUUGACAUUGAUGACCUCAAAUCCAACACUGAGUACCACAAGUACCAGUCCAACUCCAUCCAGAUCCAGUGGUUCUGGCGAGCCCUGCGCUCCUUUGACCAGGCGGACCGAGCCAAGUUCCUGCAGUUCGUGACAGGCACCUCCAAGGUCCCCCUGCAGGGCUUCGCCGCCCUGGAGGGCAUGAACGGCAUCCAGAAAUUCCAGAUCCACCGGGACGACCGCUCCACCGACAGAUUGCCUUCUGCUCACACGUGUUUCAAUCAGCUGGACCUUCCCGCCUACGAGAGCUACGAGAAGCUACGUCACAUGCUGCUACUGGCCAUCCAGGAGUGCUCAGAGGGCUUCGGCCUGGCCUGAGCCGGGCACCCCGCCUCCACGGCUCUUUUGUACUGAGGCAGACUCGGGGGACAGGAAGGGGCGCGUGGGAGGAGGGGCCAAGCCAUGGGGGUGGGGCUCAGUGAAUCUCCACCCCCUCCCUUUCCGAGGUGGCGGCCCCUUCCCACCACACACACGCGCCCCCCCACGCAUCCGGAGAGAAGACAAAUGAUAUAUAUAUAAAUAUAUAUAUAUUUUUUUUGGUUUAGUUUGCAUUUCUUCAGUUGUGCUUGGAAUGUGUUGCCGUGAGCCGGACAGACGAGACAACGAUACAAUCUGCUUUGGUUUCUCAAUCCUUCCCCUUGCCCCAGCCCCCUUCUGCCCCCGCCCUCACCCUGUUGGGCCCCUGUGGAGGGGGAGGGGAAAACAAGGGGGGGAGACACCCUGAGGUUUAAAAAA
This is a messenger RNA of Chelonoidis abingdonii (Abingdon island giant tortoise), 12791 nucleotides long. The record is from RefSeq and is a predicted model, not a curated record. Lineage: Eukaryota; Metazoa; Chordata; Testudines; Testudinidae.